Molecule: messenger RNA, 2698 nt
Organism: Polypterus senegalus (gray bichir)
Lineage: Eukaryota; Metazoa; Chordata; Cladistia; Polypteriformes; Polypteridae
Exons: 4
Coding region: 1193-1957 (254 amino acids)
Source: RefSeq, a predicted model, not a curated record
CAGGCAUAUUGAACAAAUUCAUCGCAAUGAGACUGAAGUUGCUAAAGCUCUCCAGUUUCCAAGAAAAUCAAAAGAAAGAAGACUUCAAAUAGAUCUUCUUCGAAACAGAGGCAAUUUUGCUCACAAUGUGGAAGUUUUAAAAAUGGGGAAAGGAAUGCUCGUACCUCGAAGACAACCUAGAAAUUGUUUGCCAUCUAACGAUUUUAUGCAUUGUUUAAAUUGUCAGGGUUUUUAUUUAAGAAACAAUCUUUGGCGACACAUGAAACAUUGCAAGCUUAGAAAACAUGACCAACCAAAACCUGGAAAAAUAGGGUCCAGUCUUUGUGUGCAUUUGCUGAACCUGUGCCUCCUGGUGUUGACAGUGGCCUUUGGAAGCUAAUGAGUGAAAUGAUACAAGACAACAUUUCACUUGUAGUCAAGAAGGAUCCCUGCAUUUUACAAAUAGCACGACAUCUCUUUAACAGGCUCGGUUCAGACAUAUCUAAAAAUGAAUACAUUCGUCAGAAGCUUAGAGAGCUUGGUCGUUUGUUGUUAUGUGCAAGACAAAUAACACCAUUGCAAAAUAUGAGAGACUUCAUAAUUCCAUGUAACUUUCCACAUGUAGUAACAGCAGUGAAAUGUGUUGCUGGGUACAACCAGGAGAGUGGCACAAUGAAAACUCCUUCAUUAGCACUGAAGCUUGGCCACAGCCUUCAGAAAAUAGCCAAUAUAGUGGAAGCCCAGGCAAUGGUAGAAGGAAAUGAAAUGAUGGAAAAAAUGCUCAAAGCUUCCAAAAAAUUUAUGAAACCCAGUGGAAUGAGCUAAUUUCAUCUGUAGCCCUAAGAUGUUUGAGAGAGUCAAAGUGGAAUGCACCUCAGCUUUUGCCUUUUACCGAAGAUGUGAAAAAAAUGCAUUUGUAUCUUGAUGACAAACAAGAAGAAAAUUACAAAAAUCUUCUAGCUGAGGCCUCUGCAAGAAACUGGGCAAACCUUGCAAAAGUCACUUUAACACAAAUUAUUUUGUUUAAUCGCAGAAGAGAAGGAGAAGUUUCCAGAAUGCUUCUAAAUACCUUUUGUUAAGAGAUGUAUCAGAUUUGCAUGGAGAUGUUGCUCUUGCUCUUUCAGAACUAGAGCAAAAGCUUUGCCAUCACUUUAUCAGAAUUGAAAUUAAAGGCAAGCGUGGAAGGAAGGUUCCUAUACUGCUGUCCCCAGCAAUGCACAGAGCAAUGAAGUUGCUUGCAGAAAAAAGAGAAGUAUGUGGUGUGCCAUGUGACAACAACUAUAUGUUUGCAAGACCUUCGGCUCUAUCUCAUUUUCGUGGAUCUGAUUGUAUUCGACUUUUUGCCAAAGAAUGUGGAGCAAAAAGUCCUAAAACACUUUCAUCAACCAAACUCCGAAAACACGUGGCAACUCUGUCAAAAGUUCUUAACUUGAACGAUACAGAAUUGGAUCAACUGGCUGAUUUCCUUGGGCAUGACAUUAGAGUACACAGGCAAUACUAUCGUCUCCCAGAAGGCACUUUGCAGUUGGCUAAGAUCAGCAAAAUUCUCUUAGCUCUUGAAACUGGGCGCCUUGGAGAGUUUAAAGGAAAAAAUCUGGAGGAUAUCACCAUUGAUCCAACUGAAAAAGUAGUGAUUGAAAAUGAAACAUCAGAAAGUGAGGAAGAAUUGAGUGAUCAUGAAGGUGAUGCAGAAAUGCAAGUAAAGCAGAUGAAACGAGCACAUGGCGAAGUUCAGGAAACAAAAGUUAACAGUGUUUGCCAAGGUCGUAAACGAGUGAAGAGGACAAUGUGGAAAGAAGAAGAAAGAAGAGCAGUGGAAAAACAUUUGGCCAAAUUUAUAAAUAUAUGUAAAGUGCCAGGAAAGAGAGAGUGUGAGGCCUGCAUCCAAAAUGAACCACAAGCUCUCAAAAAUAGAGAUUGGCUGGGUGUGAAAUUCUAUAUAAAAAACCGAAUUACCUCACUGAAGAGAAAGGUUUAAAACAAGUGUUUCCAUUAUCAAUGCUGUUCAUUUAAAGUUUAGUUAUGGGAAAUAAUUUAAUCAGUUUACAUUAGGUCUUUUCAUGGUAUUUGAAAGCAACAGUUCCACAAAGCCAGUUACUUGUUUGCUCUUUAAUAAUUUGUAUUUCAUACGUUUAUAUGCACUUACAUAAAGAUAUACACACGGUUAUUUACAGGCUAUUUCAAUCAAGGACAGUGACUCUAACUUGUGUGGUGCCACCAGGAGACUUGGGCCUUGGUAGCUUUACUCAGGGUAGAAAGCACUGGUGUUGGGUUACUGAUUUAAAAGAAUUACCAGUAGUGAAUCAGAGUAAUUAUUUCAUACUGCAAACUUAUAAUACAGAAAACCUGCAAUAUUUACUGAUUCCGUACACAUUAAUUUUAAAUUAAAUUGCUUCUUCAUAACAUACAAUUUGAUCACACGUUUACAAAUAUUGCAGUACUCAUUAAUUCAGAUCAAUUACAAAUAUAUUUGAGCAAUUACAGCUGAAGCUAAGAUGUCUUGAAAUAGUGAAAUCUAAAUAUUUCUGGAUCAAGCAAGUGUCAAAUAUCUGAAAUGGGAGGUAAUUCCAAAACAAAUUAGCUUCAAGGUCAUCGUGCUGUUUUACACUUAGAUUUGGCUUUGUUAUGAUGACAUUGUUUUAGGUUCAGUUAUGUAUGUUUAUUGCAUAUUUAGUAUAAUGUGAGCAAUGUUCUGGCUGAAAGAAUAUUGUGAACUUGA